AUGUCGGACACUCAGAGAGGCGGAGAAAGGGGCGGGUUUAGGGGCGGUUUUGGCGGCGGUCGUGGCCGCGGAGGGGAUAGGGGAGGACGCGGCCGGCCUCGCCGCGCCCGCCGCGACAACGAGGAGCAGAAGUGGGUGCCGGUUACCAAGCUCGGCCGGCUGGUCCAGGCUGGUAGGAUCAAAUCCCUUGAGCAGAUCUACCUCCACUCGCUCCCGAUCAAGGAGUACCAGAUCAUAGACACACUGGUGGGGCCCUCCCUCAAGGACGAGGAGGUGGCCACCGCCAUCCGCGGCGCCAUCAUACUGGCCAAGCUGUCGGUGAUUCCGGUGAGGAGGGGUUACUGGGGGAACAAGAUCGGAAAGCCACAUACCGUGCCUUGCAAGGUCACCGGGAAAUGUGGGUCCGUCACCGUGAGGAUGGUCCCUGCUCCACGUGGGUCCGGUAUUGUGGCGGCCCGCGUGCCGAAGAAGGUGCUCCAGUUUGCUGGUAUUGAGGAUGUUUUCACCUCCUCCCGUGGAUCCACCAAGACUUUGGGGAACUUUGUCAAGGCAACUUUUGAUUGCUUGUUGAAGACCUAUGGCUUCUUAACUCCGGACUUCUGGAGAGAGACUCGUUUCACGAAAUCCCCAUUCCAAGAAUACACUGAUCUUUUGGCAAUGCCCACAGCCAAGACUGUCCAAAUAACCGAGGAAACUGAAGCAUGA
Striga hermonthica is the source of this 705-nucleotide messenger RNA. NCBI's taxonomy places the organism in Eukaryota, Viridiplantae, Streptophyta, Magnoliopsida, Lamiales, Orobanchaceae. The record is from the annotation of a GenBank genome assembly.